Molecule: messenger RNA, 4927 nt
Organism: Linum trigynum
Lineage: Eukaryota; Viridiplantae; Streptophyta; Magnoliopsida; Malpighiales; Linaceae
Source: the annotation of a GenBank genome assembly
GUCCACGGAAGAUGCCCUCCUGCAGCUCAUCUGUUGGACUUUCCGCUGGCGCACUCAGUCGUCAGUUUCUUUCAGCUGUGAAACUGACAUAGGUGCCAGUUCAUCUCUUUACCCACGGCUCAUUUUAGAGUCAGACCUUGUUUGCUCAAUUAAUUUUCAACGGUCUUAUGACUGAAAUGAGAGGUUAGUUACCAGAAAGGAAGAGGGAAUAUCCUUACCAUAGCUUGGAGCAGAGGAAAAGAGAGGCAAACCUUCGCUUCACAACUUUCACUCUCUGCCUGUGAUUUCCCUCUUCGCGGGUAAGUUUAUUCCGUGGGCUGAACUCAAUCGUUCCAACUUUCCUAGAAUGGAAUAAUUCUGCUUCUUGCUUAAAUUUUGAUGCUUUUCCGGCUUUGUGGACCCCGGUUUUUGUUAAUGGUGUCGAAGUGUAGAUCUUCGCUGUGUUCUCCUUUCUGGGUUGGUGGGUCAUUUGGUAUGAAUCUUCAUGAAGUCUUCUCAUGCUCGCUCUAGAAUUUUGAUACUCUUGAAUGAUAGAGAUCAGAGAUGUUUCUGGCGCCGGUUCUGUUGUUUAGUUGAAAUUGAGCAGGUUCCUAUCUUGUACAAGGAGUUGGUAUUUUUUCUUUUUUGGCCCGGGAGUUGAAUCUACUACAUUUAGGUUGAUCAAUUGAGAUGGUACUGGCGAAGGGUUGUGGAGAGACGGAUGAGUGGAAAACUUAUUCUGAUUUGCAUCUUAGCUUGUAAUGGUAGAGUUGUAAUGGGUUUAAUCAUUUCAGUGGAGAUGAGAUUAGAUCAUAUGGAUGUCAAGAUCUCUGGAACCUAGCUACUUUGAAUGAGGAUGGCUGGGGAAGGUUCUGCAGUGCUUCACGGUUAACAGAGUUGUUAGUUUCAUUUUACAGAACUUUCACCGGAUGGUUACUGAUGGCCUGUAUGAUCACUGGCGAAAGUAAGUAAAGGAUGUGUUGCUGGGGUGCAAUAUCUGAAUCCUCACCAGACCCAUUUUCACAUAUCAAAUAUUUGUGGUAAAUAUGAAGUUGGGUGGUGCUUUGACUUGGGUAUCAAUCUUAUGUCUGCUUGCUGUGACUAAGUCUUCCCUGCAUCUAGCCUCUAGAAGUAGUUCAUUUCAUGCAUGUAAAGUAAACUGCCAAAUGCUGGAGGUUUUCUUUUCUUUUCCUUUCUUUUUUGAUAUGUGAUCUUACUUGCUUAAAAUGACUGAGAUUCUAGGCAGACACGGCAAGAAUGACACAGCAUCCUGUUGAAUCCGAAACUGAGUCAACGGUUGAAGUUCAUGUGCCAAUUGCAACACCCUCAUCUGGUGCAAUAAGCUUAGAGGAGGUGGGAAUUGCCAUGGACACUUUAACCAAAGUGGAUUUGGACUUGACUUGUUCCUCUGAAAAGUUGAGUAACUUACAUAUUCUCCUAAUGCAUCUACUGGCUUGGGAUAAUGAUCUCGAGGUAAUAGCUGCGUACAGCUACAUAUCAGCAACAUCAAUAGAGAAGGCACUGGAAAUUGAUCUUUUGUCUGGAAUCUUAGAUUCGGAGGUAAGGGAGGUGGAGAGUUUCAUGGAUAAUAUCCAAGCAGGCAUUGUUGAUGCACGUUAUAAGAUAUCUGCAUGCAGACACUCACCAAAAGCACCGAGUACAAUAGAACAGAAGUUGGUCGAGUGUGAAGAAUCAUUUAAGGAAACUCAAGAUAAAGUUUUGGAGGUGAAGAUCGAAUCAACCAAGUUACAAAGAGCCUUUUUAGCUCUCAGACACGAGAACUGGGAAGAUGCCAAGGCCAUUACACUGUCACUCACCGGUAAUGCGAAGCAAAAUUCGAAGAAGCAGACUGCAGAACAUCACAGACGUGUCCUGAGGAUGUUGGAGAAUUCGCUUACAAGAGAGCUAGAUCUCGAGAAGAAAUUGUCUGAAUCAAAGCAGAGCGAAGAACAGUUGAAAUUAAAGCUGCAUUAUACUGAACAGGUUGUGUUUCGGAUGGAAGAAGCAACAGAAGUUGUUUUGGGAAGAUUCUUGGAGGCAGAAAAUGCUGCUGAAGUCUUGAUGGGAAUUUCGAAGGAACUAGUAGGCCACCUUCAGAUUAUUCAAUUCAACUUAAAUGGUUCAUUACAGCGAGAAUCUGAGUUAAGGUCAAAGCUCCAAGACUCCAUCCAACAACUAGAUGCUAAAGAUGUUGCUUUGAAGAAGCUUGAGAUCAGCAUAGCAGAACAUAUUGCAAAAAGUGCUGAAGUUCCGCUGAUGAAAGACAAAGUGAAAUCACUUGAAGAACAGGUGAAAAAAUUUGAGCUAAAUCUUAAGACUGCAAAUACUGUACAUGAAGAGGAUCAAGUGCAGCUGGUUGAAAUGGACAAUCUAGUUGAGUCACUCAGGGAAAACAUCUUUGAAGCUGAAACUAGGGCUGAGAAUGCGGAGGCCAAAGUUAGCCAGUUAUCAGAUACAAAUGUGGAACUCUCAGAAGAAAUCGGUUUUCUGAAGAGUGGGAGAGAUAGUGAUGCAAAGAAGGUAACCUCUCUCGAGAAGCAGUUGAUGGAACUUCAAAUCCAAGUGCAACAUUCAAAGUCAUCAUCUGAAACAAGUCAAGAGCAACAGAAUAUGCUGUACUCUGCAAUUUGGGAUAUGGAAACGUUGAUAGAAGAGCUAAAAUCAAAAGUCUCCAAAGCGGAAAUCAAGCUUGAGAAUUCGGAGGAACAGUGCAUCAUCUUGUCUGAAACUAAUGCCGAGCUUGACGAUGAGCUAAUCUUGUUAAGGUCGAGAAUGCGAAGUUUGGAGACGUUGUUGGAUCAAGCUAACAACUCCAAGGCUGAAAGUGCCGAAGACAUCAAGUUGAGGACCAACCUUAUCAUGGAUAUGGUAUUUCAGCUUGGCAGAGAAAGAGAACGGAUCCAGGAUCAGCUACUUUCUCUUGUAAAAGAGAAUGAGAUAUUGAAGGCGAAGCUGAGUUUGACACAAAAGUAUGAUUUCCCUAACUCCUGGACCAACAGACCAGGCGAUGAUUGGAAUCCACGCUCUUCUUCUGCCAACAAUUCGUCUAAGGAGACAUGUGGGAGAGCUUGUGAAGAAGCAGCGUCCUUAUCCGGGAGUAGUGAGGCAGAUCGGGGAAGCAUCGGAGACCGGAACUCAACAUGAAACUGGAGUGAAGACUGUUCAAGCACCAGAUGACAACCAACACGAUGAUGAUUUCAGAAGUUGAAGGAUUGAUGACAGAAGAUCAUGUACAACAAUAUUUCAAAGCAAUUUGGGUGGUUCCAUCUGCAGCAGCGAUCAUAUAAUUGUUGCACAAGGGCUCUAUCUGCACCAGCGAUUAUAUUAGCGUGAAGUACUACUGGUCAGGUAGUCACCGAUCCAUUCAAGACUCAUUUUAAAUGCUAUAGUUCAUGGUGUUUGCGGUGGAAUGCGCUAUCUGUUACUGUAAAUUCGAUAGGCUGGCAUGUCUUUUAUUUUUAUUGUUUGUGUAUGUGCUUUGGAGAACUAUUGGAUUUAUGUGAAUAGGUGUUCUGAGUAUGGUAGGUUUUGUAUUCAGUGCACUCAUUUUUUUUUCCAUUUAAUACAUUCGCUUUACAAUCGUCAUUCUGAAUGGCGAUUCAUGUGAAAAAGGAUGUCAAUCAUUACUUGUGGUAUUAUAGACAAUAAAAGAUAUACAUUUGUACAAAAAUCUGUUAGAAACAUAGUUUUUAACGGGUUUGCGGUUUGGAUCGACAUUUAGGGUUUUAGGGGUUUAGAGAAGAGAAUUGGGGAUUUAGGUAUUAGAAGAUAGGAAUAGGGAUUGAGAUUGAGAAUUUGGGGAAGAAGAAGAAUAGAAUUGAGAAUCUGCCGAAGCCUUAGAGGGCUAGAGAUCGAGAAAUUAGAGGAUAGAGGAUUAGGAUUUUAGGAGAUACUUUCUGAAUAAUUGUUCUUGUUUAAUUGAGAAUGAAUGACAAAGUACAUAUUUAUAGGGAAUACUAAGAAACCCUAUUAAUAAUCUUAAUUCUACUAAAAGAUUACUAACCAUAUUAAUAAAAUCCUAAUAAUAAUAAUAAUAAUAUGGUAGAAACGUGUUUCUAACAAAAUCAUUCAAGAUUUACUUUGAUUUGAAUGGUUUAGGGAUUUAGAGUUAGGGUUUAGGUUCACAAAUUUGGGUUUUGGAUUUUGAAUUUUGAUUCAAAAUUGAAGGUUAAGUGGUUAGGGUAAUGGACGAAUUAGUUGUAAUUCUAUGUUAUAUAUGAUAAUAUUAUUAGAAUAUACAAUCCUUAAGUAUACUUAAGGAGUUUAGUGGGGUGUGCAAUGGUGCACGGUAAGUUCUCUACAACACCUGCGGAGAACCGUUUGAUUGGGUCUAUGUAUCGAUAUCGACCAUUCAUUUUCUCCUUCAUGGUAAUCCCGUCAGCAAUCCCCGUUUAUCUUAAUCCCAAUCCCUCUGAUUUCCCUUCGAGGAUGGGAUGGCGGCUAGGCAAGUCGGAGCUCCGUCGUUUCAUUGGAAGCACUCUCUCUGUAGACGAUGAUGAAGGUGGGUUUGUAGCUGCAUCGUUUCCUUGAAGAUUGACGACGCUGCUCUGGUCUCUUAUCGAUUCUACAGCAGAUUUUGAAGGUUGUCGAAGGGUUGAGCCUCGAUGGUCAGCAGAGUGAAGGAGGAAAGAUUACUAAGAAGAAGAUCUGGUGGGCGUUCCUAACAGAAGGAAAAUUCAUUUCCAACAGUCACAAUUCAGUGCGACAGCGUUUCAAGACAGGAGAAUGAGCCUAAUUGGAACACCAUCGUUUUUGUGUUGCUUCAAGAGAUGGCGUGGUCUCGGAACGCCACCGUUUCGUCUUUCCCUUUCAGUCGUUGUUUUCUUUUUGCCCAAGGUUGUCUUGUUUCCUUUCCAAGCUUCCAAACAAACAGUUCACUUUGCUUGUCUUCUUCCUGUAAUGCUCUGCCUAUAAAGGCCAGAGAUUGUAAUGAAAUACACAAGUUUUU